AUGGAACGUACGGUUGAUAAUAAUAAUACAAGUGAAAAUACCUCUUCGUUACUUAAUCGUCGUGAUGGUCCAUUAGCACAAAAACUUGCAAAUAAACUUUCAAUUGUAGCAAAUACAAACGUAUCAAUAUCAUCAACUAACAAUCAUAAUCAUUAUAAAAGUUCACCGAAUGGUAAUCAUGAUGUUGAGGAACAAGAACAACUUAGUCCAUUAGCUGCUACUUGGGGUUUUCUACCAUCACCAACAGAAAAUGAUGAGUCAUCUUCAAUGUUAUCUCAUAGUCAAACACGAUCAUCACCAUCGAAUUCACCACACAAAUCAUCAAAUCAGAAAAAGGUGGAUCAAUCACACGAACUUACCGGGAAAAGUUCACUAUUAAUGACCAGUAAAAAUACGAAGAAAAACUUAGAUUGGGUUGCGCAAAACGAAGAAAUGCUUGAUACACCUCGGAUUAUUCUUCAAAAACUACAAUUUGAUGAUCCAGAUCUUUUUCCUGCCGAUCUAACACCUGAUUUAGUAAAAGAAUUAUCACAAGAAAGUAAUCAUCGUCAAAAUCGACAACGUCGUUCUAAUAAUAGUAGUACAACAUCAUUAAAUCCUUCACCAAAAAAAAAACGCCAUCGAAAUCCAUCGCCUGAUGAAAAAAAUUAUGAUUUUGACGAUAAUGAUGAUGAUGAUAAUGAUGACUAUCAAUCAUCAAAGAAACGUAUACGUCGUGUUGGUUUAACACUUGAACAUAUUUCGAAUAAUACUAAUAAUAAUUCAUUUGAUGCUAUGGAUGCAUUUAAGAAAAAAACUCGUGAUCGUUUAGCACAUAAAGCAUUAGAUAUAGAUGAAAAUCCACAUGAAAAUGCAUCCUAUCAACAAUUUGUUAAAUUAUUAGAUAUAUUUAAUGAUGAUUAUGAACGUCAUCAUGAUGAAAUGAAUGAAACAGAUGAUGAAUAUUAUCUUGAUUUAUUAUUAUCUGAACAUACAUUAAAUGAAAUGUCAACAUUAUCAGAAAAAUUAAAACUUUCAACAUAUAUGUCAUGUAUUGAUUUAUUUAAAUUAAAACGUUUAUUAGAAAUAUUAUCAUUACGUAUUAAACAAGGUAUUGAUAUGAGUCCUAUACUUAAACAUGAUAUUAAUGAUGAACAUAAAGAAACUGAAGAAGAUGAACGUGAAUGGAGAGAUUUAAUAUUUGAACGUUUAACAAUGUGUGCUAAUGCAUGUGAAUUAGCAUUAAAUAUAAUGACAACAUCAAAUAUGCCGAAAGAAAUUCUUGUGGAAAAUGUUAUUGAAUAUACAGCUUUAUUUAUAAAAGCACAAUUAGCUAAAACGAUUUUUCCUGAAUAUGAUCCACUUUAUCGUAGUGAUAAUCAAUCAAAAGAUCCUUUAUUAACAAAACAAAAACGAUCAAAAACAACUGGAACAAAAUGUAAACAAGUGCAAAUACUUUAUAAUAAAAUUGUUGCAUUAUUUCAAGGCAUUGCAGAUUUAAUGCCAUUAGGAAAAUUUACUGAUACAAUUAUUCUUGCAAUUUCUUCAUUUACUGUUAGUUGUAUUUUUGUUGAAAAUAUCUUUGAUUUACAAGCUCAUUCAAUAACUAUUCUUCCUGAAUUAUUUUCACGUUAUGAAGAUCAUCGUGAUUCUAUUCUUGAUGAUAUUCUUUUAUCAAUAGUACGUUUACCAACAAGUAAAAAAAGUCUUCGUUGUUAUCGUUUACCAUCAGGUGAAUCAAUACAAAUGUUUACAGCAUUAAUAAUGCAUUUAAUACAUUCACCUGUACAAACAAUAAAUUCAAAUAUAACAGAUGCAGGAAAUGAAUUAAAUUUAUUAAAUACAUAUUCAAUAGGACAAAAUAUUGCUUAUAAAUUUUUAACAUUAUUUUUUCGUUCAUGUGGAACAAAACAAGGUGAAGAUGAUUAUCGAAUAAUAUUUGAAAAUUUUCUAGCUGAUUUACUUACAACAGCUAAUCGACCUGAAUGGCCAUCAUCAGAAAUUCUUUUAACAUUAUUAUCACGUAUAUUAAUGAAAAAUUUUUCUAAUCAAUCAUUACCAAUACAAACACGUUUACAAUCAUUAGAAUAUUUAGGAUCAGUUGCAGCACAAUUAAGAAAAGAUACUAUUGAAAUAGAUGUUUUAAAUUCAAGAGAAAAUCAAGAAAGAAUUGAUCAAGUUAUUCAUAAAACUUUAUUAAGUAUUGAAACAGAUGAAGAUAUUUUAGAAGUAUAUAAAACUGAUCCAUUACGUCAUCAUCGUAGUUUAAUUAUUUAUCUUAAUGAAUUAAGUCAAAGUGAACCAACUGGUCACUUUGCAAAAAUGUUUCAUAUUGGUCAAUGGCUUCGUGAUAUUAAUUUAACAAUUGAACGUUUAAAUCAAACAUUAACAAGACGAGUUAAACCUUCAAAUCAUGCUGAAUUAGUCGAUGUUGAUACAGAUGAAUCAAUAGAUAAUAAUAAUCCUUCGAAUCCAACUAUAACAGUUGAUGAUGAAAUUGAAUUUAAAAAAAGUGAAAAACUUACUAUACUUAAAAUGCUUACAUUACCGAUAACAAUACGUAAACAACAACGAUAUACAUUAGAUAUUGAUUAUGAUGAUAUUUGUUUAUUAAUGCGAUAUUUAACAUCAAAUCGACCAUUUUUAAAAACAUUUGAUGUUUAUCUUAAACAAUUAGCUGCUGUAUUUCAAUCUGAAGCAGGAACAAAUAUACGAAGUAAAGCAAUGAAAUGUCUAUGUACAGUUGUUGAAGCUGAUCCAACAAUAUUAGGAAGAAAUGAUAUUAAAUCAUGUGUUAAAGUUGGUUUAACUGAUAAAAGUGUUAGUGUUCGAGAAGCAGCUAUUGAUCUUAUUGGACGAUAUAUUGUACAUAAACAAUUACUUAUUUUACAAUAUUAUGAUGUUCUUUGUGAACGAAGUAUUGAUACAGGUAAACAAAGAUUUGUAUCAGACGGAUAA
This is a messenger RNA of Rotaria sp. Silwood2, 2937 nucleotides long. Lineage: Eukaryota; Metazoa; Rotifera; Eurotatoria; Philodinida; Philodinidae. The record is from the annotation of a GenBank genome assembly.